GAUAAGAGCCGAAAACGACAUGUAUCAAACUCGCUUGGGAAUAAAGUUUGUCUUAUUAGGUCGACCUUGACUUUAUUUUUAAGAUGUGAUGUUUAGAAGACGAUCUUUCAGAAAUUGAUACUAUGAGGUUCAGUGACUGGAUCAUGUUUCACUUUCGUACUAUUAUAUUUUUUAUGAUUGUUCAUCAUUUUUAUUUUGUGCUGUCUAACAAGGAUACAUAUUACUGUAGAAGAAGACCUAUUGCUGAUAUAGUAUUUGCACUCGAUUCCUCUGCGAGCAUUCAUCGGGAGCAAUUCCUUCAACAAUUGCAAUUUGUUGAGCAAGUAGUUGAUAAGUUUCCAAUAUCAGAAAAUGAAGUGAGAGUCGGUCUUUUAACAUUUAGCUAUCACGUUUAUCCAGCAUUCCAUCUGAAUACGUUUGUUGAUAAAAAAUCAUUAAAACAUGGCAUAAAAAGAGUGUCCUAUGUCGGGGAAGGAACCCACACUGCUGAAGCAAUUGCAUAUGCACGCGACAUAAUGUUUUCCGCACGAAAUGGAGGACGUAAGCUUGCACCAGAUAUUUUAAUCUUGAUAACGGAUGGAAUAUCAGAAAAUAAAACAGCAACAAUUUAUGAGUCAAAAUUAUUAAAACAAGAAGAAGUAAAAACUAUCGUGAUUGGUGUAAGCAGUGGUGUCGACAGAUUUGAACUACAGGCUAUAGCGAGUACACCAUCGUCAAGAUUUGUGUUUAGUGUUGACAACUUUGGAAGUUUGAAAACAAUUAUUGAUGACUUAACGUAUAAAACAUGCAAAGAAUCAAAGCAAGCAGUUACCAAAAAAGACAGAGGAGAAAGGAAACAACUUUUAUCCCGUCUAACUUUUGUUUAUGAUCAGGUUACUACUGCCAACGUUGAUAAAGAGUUACGAAAAAGUAUAGCGCUUAUGGCAAAACAAUUUGAUGUUCACAAAACAAAGAUGGUCUUUUCUUUAUUAAAUCAACCUGAUGUAACAACGCCCCAAAGAAGACACGUGUUCUUAAAUAACCUGCAACCAGGCAUAACAAAAUCUAGCAGACUUCGAAAAUUGCUAAAAUCUUUAUACAAAAGCCUGCUUGCUUUCCCAAGAGGUCAAACACAAACAGUUGUAGUUUUUCUGUAUGGGAAGCAUCUUCAAAACACCAGGAUUUUCGAAGAACUGAAUCGUGUCUCAAGUAUGUCUAAUUUAUACGUAGUAAAACUGUCACGAACAUUUUAUUACAAAGAAAACGAUUUAUGUGCCUUCCAUAGACAUUGUGUUUAUACAGUCGGCAAAAAGGUGUCAAUAAACGAUAUCCUUGGAUCGAUAAAAAAACAAAUUUGUUUGCAAGAAAGGUGCUAGCGGUUCUGUGUCUUUUUGUAUUUUAAACUUGCAUCAAUUCCAAGCAUUCCGGUGUAUAUGUUCCAAAGUCAUUUUUUAUUUGUCAUUUUUUUCUACUUUGUGGUUUUCUAUUAAAUUUUUAUGUAACAA
Mytilus californianus (California mussel) is the source of this 1484-nucleotide messenger RNA. RefSeq names its product collagen alpha-6(VI) chain-like. The coding region runs from base 123 to 1355 and encodes 410 amino acids. The record is from RefSeq and is a predicted model, not a curated record. NCBI's taxonomy places the organism in Eukaryota, Metazoa, Mollusca, Bivalvia, Mytilida, Mytilidae. The transcript is spliced from 5 exons.